This is a messenger RNA of Oldenlandia corymbosa var. corymbosa, 1772 nucleotides long. The record is from the annotation of a GenBank genome assembly. NCBI's taxonomy places the organism in Eukaryota, Viridiplantae, Streptophyta, Magnoliopsida, Gentianales, Rubiaceae.
AUUUUCUUGUACAAAAAGACCAGUAUUUUACCUUUUUCCUUUCCAUGUAUAAAAUGGUUCUCAUAAUGGUGCUGAAUGGAAAAUUGGGAAGGGGUAGGACAAUUGGAAAGAGGCGUUACGGUUACGCGGCUUACGCCGAUCAAAUUGGGUUUCGGGUUCUGAUUCGGGUUCGGAUCCGUUAUUAAGAAGUUCCUCUUUCAUAAGCCCUAAUAUCUCUCUCCUUUGUUUUAUCGCCCUCUUAGACAUACCAUUCCGCCGUCGUUUUUGUGCCGCUCGCGAUUCACUGGUCAGCCGCCGUCACUUGUAGAACAGUCUGCCGGAAUCGAGAUCGGAUUCGAUUGGGAAACGAAUUAACCGGAGGAUUCUCUCUGUUUCUGGCUGUGUUUGACGGGUAGAAAAGAGGGGCAAAAAAUGGCCGGAACUAAUAAAGCUUCGCAGCAGAAGCCGGAGGAAGAAGGCGGUGGUGUCAGAUGGUAUUUCUCGAGGAAAGAAAUUGAAGAAAAUUCUCCGUCAAGAAGAGAUGGGAUUGAUUUGAAGAAAGAAACGUUUUUGCGCAAGUCAUAUUGUACGUUCUUGCGGGAUCUAGGCGUGAAGCUCAAAGUCCCCCAGCUAACAAUCUCGACGGCGAUUAUAUUCUGCCACCGGUUCUUCCUCCGUCAAUCCCAUUCAAAACACGACCGGAUGAUUAUCGCCACCGCUUGCAUAUUUCUCGCCGGAAAGGUUGAAGAAUCUCCUCGCCCUUUAAAGGAUGUUAUACUUGUUUCUUAUGAAAUCAUUCAUAAGAAGGAUCCACAAGCUGUGAAAAGAAUCAAGCAAGAUGAGAAAGUAUAUGAAGCCCAGAAGAGAAUAAUUCUGCUUGCUGAGUUUUCGGUUCUGGGUACCCUUGGGUUUGAUCUUAAUGUGCUUAAUCCGUAUAAGCCACUGGUUCAGGCAAUGAAGAAAUUCAAAGUUGGUCACAAUUCAUUUGUGCAGGUUGCUUGGAAUUUCGUGAAUGAUGGGCUUCAUACUUCUUUGUGCCUGCAAUUUAAGCCCCAACAUAUUGCAGCUGGUGCCAUUUUUCUGGCUGCUAAGUUCCUCAAAGUAAAGCUUCCGUCAUCUUCAGGGGAGAAGUUUUGGUGGCAGGAGUAUUUUGAUGUCACUCCUCGCCAAUUGGAGGAGGUUAGCAACCAAAUGCUGGAACUGUAUGAGCACAGCAGGGAGCCACAGCAGCCUUCUCUGCAGGCUAGUGAAGCAAGUGGCACUCCGCCGCCCGGUGCAGUUGGCCAGUCACCUCAACCACAAAGGCUAAAGCUGGACAAGAACAGGUUGAAGGCUCAAAUCGAGAAGAGGAGGAAGUCUCAACCAGAUGUAUCUCGAAAACCUGAUGUUAUUGACGAUGAUGACCUGAUAGAAAGAGUAUUGGAAGAUGGAAUUGAAUUAGCUGCUGAGAGUGAGAGCAAGGCCAAACCUACUUGAAACAAGCAACCAUUUUGGUAAUGCGGAACAGAGCAAUCGGUCUCUGAGGUUGAACAAUGGCCAGCGCCGAUGGUAGUUAGUCCAAUUGACAAGUUAGUAUAGGGAAACAAUGGGAGCAUCACGAAGGGCACUUACUUGUACAAGAGAAUCACGUUUAGCCGUCCCCUCUUGAGUAUGUGAAACACUUAAGUUUGUACAUAUAUAAAAACCUGACUUUGAGAAAUCUUUUAAUCAAUGUACAAAAUCUCAAUCUUUUUCAGUUAAAUGCGUCAUAACUUUUUGUAGGAUCAUAAACAGUGUAGUUGCAAACAUGACCC